Molecule: messenger RNA, 930 nt
Organism: Musa acuminata subsp. malaccensis (wild Malaysian banana)
Lineage: Eukaryota; Viridiplantae; Streptophyta; Magnoliopsida; Zingiberales; Musaceae
Product: small ribosomal subunit protein eS8
Biological process (GO): translation; maturation of SSU-rRNA from tricistronic rRNA transcript (SSU-rRNA, 5.8S rRNA, LSU-rRNA)
Cellular component (GO): cytosolic small ribosomal subunit; ribosome
Molecular function (GO): structural constituent of ribosome
Source: RefSeq, a predicted model, not a curated record
AGGGUUUUUGGCUAUAUAUAUGUGUACGAGAGAGGGAGGGAAAAGGUCGCGGCGGCAACUGGUGAAGGGGAAAGCGACGCGCUGAUAGCAACCGCUCGGCCGAAAUGGGUAUCUCACGGGACUCCAUGCACAAGAGGCGCGCCACUGGAGGCAAGAAGAAGGCCUGGAGGAAGAAGAGAAAGUAUGAGUUGGGAAGGCAGCCAGCAAACACAAAACUUUCAAGCAACAAGACAGUGAGGAGGGUUCGAGUUCGAGGAGGCAAUGUAAAGUGGAGGGCCCUUCGGUUGGAUUCUGGGAACUAUUCAUGGGGAAGUGAAGCUGUGACUCGCAAGACCCGUGUCCUCGAUGUGGUCUAUAAUGCUUCAAACAACGAGCUUGUGAGAACACAGACCCUUGUGAAGAGUGCCAUUGUGCAGGUUGAUGCUGCUCCCUUCAAACAGUGGUACUUCCAGCAUUAUGGCAUCGAGAUUGGUAGGAAGAAGAAGGCUCCAACGGCUUCCAAGAAAGAGGCAGCAGAGGAGGGUGAAGCUGCCGUGGAGGAAGGCAAGAAGAGCAAUCACGUCACCAGGAAGCUUGAGAAGAGACAGCAGGGAUGUAAACUUGAUCCUCACAUCGAGGAGCAAUUUGGGGCAGGAAGGUUGUUGGCUUGUAUAUCUUCCCGCCCUGGGCAAUGUGGAAGAGCUGAUGGAUACAUAUUAGAAGGAAGGGAGCUUGAGUUCUACAUGAAAAAGAUCCAGCGGAAGAAGGGAAAGGGCACAGGGGCUGCUGCUUAAGAGUUUAUGCCACUUCUGUCUGGUGUUCCAUGGGUAUUUUCUCAACGAUAUAGAUGUGUUUCUCGUUUGUUUCAGGUUUUGAUUUUAAAUUUAGACGGAUGCUUGCUUAUUGAAAAUUUUGACAUACAAGCUAUGAGAGACGAUAACAUUUACUUUA